GCCCGGUUGGCCGGUUCCUCCGUCCACCACCAGCCCUCUCCAUCUCCUCUUCUCAGGGUCUCCGUCCGAGUGCCUUCGCUUGGUGUUGGGGCCGCGAUGGAGAAGGCGGCCUGCGUAGAGAAGGAGGCUUGGUGUUGGUGUUGGUGUUGGUGUUGGUGUUGGUGCCUGACCGUGCUGCCGACCCUUACGGCGCCGGAGAAGGAACCCGGGACGCGGGAGAAGUGCUACAAGAAGACGGUGGGGGAGGAGGCGACGUUCCUGGAGAGCGCCAAGGACUACUUCAACCAGUUCAAGGCGAUGCCCGCGCAGAAGUACUGGAUCUACCUCAAGAACUACUUCUCCCAGAAGUGCAGCUCGGUGUUCGGCAAGCAGAAGGUCGAGCCCAUAGUCAAGGAUGAUGAGACUCCGGAGGUGGCGAAACUGGCAGCAGUUGAGUCUCGCUGAAAGGGCUGAUCGUCUUUUGGGGAAACAAAUGUAAAUGAUCUUUGGGCGUGUUCUACGGUGGUGAAAACUUGGGACUUCUUUGGUCUUGUCAGAAACUAGUAUCGUAGUAUGUCUUGUGUUGCUAGCUUUUCGAAGUAGUGGUGUGGGCAUCAUUGGUCCAGCAACUCGUCAUGAAAACAAUGUGUUUCUGCAUCAAGUUCUUAGAAUGUGAACCUUAA
Molecule: messenger RNA, 662 nt
Organism: Panicum hallii
Lineage: Eukaryota; Viridiplantae; Streptophyta; Magnoliopsida; Poales; Poaceae
Exons: 2
Coding region: 97-444 (115 amino acids)
Source: RefSeq, a predicted model, not a curated record